Rangifer tarandus platyrhynchus (Svalbard reindeer) is the source of this 5547-nucleotide messenger RNA. The record is from the annotation of a GenBank genome assembly. Lineage: Eukaryota; Metazoa; Chordata; Mammalia; Artiodactyla; Cervidae.
AUGAAGGAACCAGAUGAUCAGGAUACUGAUGGGGGGAAAUCAGAUAGAUCAAAGAGUGACAGAAGGCAGUCUCAUUCCUCUAGAUCUGCAUCAAGAACUUCUAUGAAAGAGGAUCACAAGUCUAUUGAUGAUACCACAGGUGAAGCAUUUACUGAAGGGGAAGAAUCAUAUAUAGAGGAUGAUGAAUCUUACGUGGAACAUUUGGAAGGAAGUUCAAGUUCAUUUCAAGAUGAUUAUACAGAAAGCUUUGGAGAAUCUCGGUAUAUGGAAACUCCUGCCCCAGAUGCAGAGGAGGCAGAGGAGGAAGUUAAGAAGAAAAUAUCAGAAAGCUGCUUCUACGAUUAUAUGGAGCUUGUCUCAAUGCCUUUUGUGACUCCAGAUUCAAACAUACCACUGGAUCUUCUUACACUUGUACAUUCCUUUGGUUAUGACUGCAGAAAGCGGGCCAACUUACAACUUCUGGAAAGCAAUACCGUGAUGUACAUAGCUGGGAACCAGCUGAUUUUUCUGAAUUUGAAAACCAAAGAACAGACCUACUUGCGAAGUAGCAGUGGAAUAGGAAUUGGUGUCAUUGGGGUUCACCCUGAUAAAACUUAUUUCACAGUAGCAGAAAAAGGAGUUUUCCCAAAAAUAAUCAUUUAUGAAUAUCCUUCAAUGAGGCCCUAUAGAAUCCUUCAAGAUGGAACUGAUUUGGCCUAUGCAUACGUGGACUUUAACUUCGAUGGUACCCUGCUGGCUUCUGUUGGUGGCAGUCCUGAUCACACCCUGACCAUCUGGAACUGGAAAGAAGAGAAGCCUCUACUGAGGACAAAAGCUUUCUCCCAGGAAGUUUUUAAGGUUACUUUCAAUCCUGAAGAUGACGAGCAGCUCACUACCUCAGGAUCAGGCCACAUCAAGUUCUGGGAAAUGGCUCUAACAUUCACUGGCCUCAAACUUCAGGGUUCAUUGGGUCGAUUUGGCAAAACAGCCACAACUGAUAUAGAAGGUUACAUGGAGCUCCCGGAUGGGAAGGUGCUCUCAGGGUCAGAAUGGGGCAACAUGCUGCUUUGGGAAGGAGGCCACAUCAAAGUGGAGUUGAGUCGAGCUGCAGGCAAGCCUUGUCACCAGGGUCCCAUUAACCAGAUAAUGCUGGACGAGGGAGAAGUCAUCACCAUUGGGUCAGAUGGAUGUGUUAGGAUAUGGGAUUUUGAGACUAUAGACACUGCUGAUGUUAUAGAUGAGACUGGAUUACUAGAGAUAGAGCCCAUUAAUGAACUUCAAGUAGAUAAGAACGUCAAACUCUUCUUUAUGAUAAAAAUGAAUGAAGUUGGAAAUAACUUUUGGUUGGCUCAGGAUUCCAAUGGAGCCAUAUGGAAGCUUGACCUUAGCUUUUCAAACAUUACCCAAGAUCCAGAAUGCCUGUUCUCCUUCCAUUCUGGAGCCAUUGAAGCUUUGGCCGUCUCUCCUGUCACUUAUCUCAUGGCCACUACUGGCUUGGACUGCUCUAUUAGAUUCUAUGACUUUGCUGGCAAAACUCCUUUGCUUCAGAUGAAAUUCAAGCAAGGAGGUACUGCCCUUGCUUGGGUACCACGGCUGAUAAGCUAUGGUGGAGCACAGAUCACUGCAGGAUUUGAAGAUGGCAUUGUUCGAAUUCUUGAACUUUAUGAUCCAAAAGGGCUCACGGUUUUUGUGGGACGGAAGAAAGUUUCAGAUGCAGAUAUUCGUUUGAAACAGGUUUUCAAACCUCAUACUGCUGCUGUCACUGCUUUAGCUUAUGAUCGUGAUGGAGAAGUUCUAGCCACAGGGAGUAAAGAUAAAACUGUCUUCUUUUUCGAAGUGGAAAGGGACUAUAAGCCUAUUGGUUAUAUUACUACUCCUGGACCUAUUUGCCAGUUAACAUGGUCUUCAAGCUCUCAUCCUGAAAGUACUUUACUGAUUAUUUGUGAGAAUGGCUAUGUUCUUGAAGCUCCAUUUCCAGCUAUAAAGGAGGAAGAGGAGGACCAUGACGUAGUUUCCUAUGAAAUCAAAGACAUGUGUUUAAAAUAUUUCCAUUUCACAAGUGUCAAGUCUAAAAUUCUGAGAUUAAUAGAAAUUGAAAGGAGAAAGAAACAAAAGGAGCUGAAGGAGAAGGAAAAGCAAGAAAGAAGGAAAAGGCUAGAAACAGAGAUGGGCGAAGAUGUGGAAAAGGAACUCCAGGGAGAAGAGGAGGAGGAGGAGGAAGAGGAAGAGGAGCCCUUACCUGAAAUCUUUGUUCCUUCAAAGGCCUGUCACAUCCUCUGUGGGUUUUACUCUGAGCCAGGAAAGUUCUGGAUUUCUUUGGGUGGCUAUGAUUCUGGUUUUCUAUAUCACUGUGAAUUUCCUCCAGAUGACAAAAGCAGUGAUAACACAGUAAGGAAAGAUGAACCUUUUGAUUUCCGUCUUCUUGAGGAUACAGAGGAUAAUCCCAUCACAACUAUCACUUUCAGUAUUAACCAAGAAAUGAUGUUUUGUGGAAUGCAAAAUGGAGCGAUUCGAGCAUAUAUCCUAAGUAAGAAUGAUUCUUCAUUGACCAGCAUGGAGGACUACUGGCACUUCAAUAUGCAUGACAAUAAUUAUGGACGUGUUAAUGCCAUCUCUACUAGCUUUGAUGACCGGUUCUUGGUGACUGCUGGAGCAGAUAGUAAUAUCUUUGUUUUCAACAUUUUUUCUGAGUUUGAGUUAAAGAAAGUUGUGAAAGCCAAAGUGCCAUCUCCCAGGUUUGGACUAGAAACAGAACCAAUUCCAGAAGAUAUUGAAGAUUCUAAAGCCUACAGUAUUGAGAAUGCCAGAAGAAAAAGAGAACAUGACAAGUUAAUGAAAGAAGUAGAAGAAAUCAAGGCUGGAAAGAGAGAACAGAUCAAAGCUUUAAGGAAUCAAUUACAGAAACUACUACAGAUGAAUGAAGAAUUACCCAAACAUAUGCAGUUUAAACGGACAGAUUUUGAUCUAGAUUCCAAAAUUCGUGCUGAGAUUGGAAAGAAAACAGCUAAUAAAAUUCAACGAGUGGAAAAGGAAUUGGCUUGGGAAAAGGAGAAACACCAGCUUGGCCUAAAGAAGUUACAGAAUAGAUUUCGUGAUUCAUUGGAAAGUGAUACUAUUGUAGUUCAUGCCAUUCAGAGUGAUCACAAGAUAUCCUCCUAUAGGCUCGUGAAGCCCUCUAAAUACUCCAAAACCAAACGGGCAAGUCAGUCGGAGAGAAGACCAAGCAAAUUUGAGAGGUUUGAAAAAGAAGGAACUGGAAGAAAGGAUAGCCAGAGAGAUACAGGUGGAAGUAUUAGUGUGCCAGAAGAAUCAGUCAUAGAGAAAGGGAAGAAAUUUCGGCCUAAAACCCUAAGUGAAAUUAUGGUGGAAAAUCAAAUUGAGAAAACAAGGAAACUUAUAUUAAAAGCUGAAAGGGCCCAAAUGAAGAUUCAGCAACGAAAAAAAGAAUGGGAGGAACUGUACAAGAGUAAACCUGAUGAUGACUAUGAAGAUCCCAAAGAUGUUCAGGCCAUCAAAGAGGCCCAGUUAUUUAUGGGAGACUUUAAUUUGAAGACAGCCUCAGACUACAAGAUACCUGAACACAUGAGAAUAAAUGCUGCCAAGAAGGAGGAGGAACUGGGAUACCUAGACUCUAUGGCCUACUCAAAGAAAAUGCACAUGAACAAGAGCAUCAUCUCUCUUCGAGACCUUAAGGUGGCUGUCAUCGAGGAAAUACAGUGUCUGGAGCAAGAACUGAAGAACAUUCAGUUGACUCUUCCCAUAUCCAAGCACCUGCCCAUUCCCCAGGUCCCUCAGAUAUACCCGGAAGAAGUUCCAGAAAAGAGAUUUCAGUAUGAUGAUGAAACCCUCCUAGCUUUUAAGCAACAGCAGGUGAAAAGUCAGGAUGAAAAGGCCCACCAGGUGGAACAGACAGCAUUUGCAGGCUCAGCUGGAGGCUUCCUCAGACUCUCUUCUGGAAAGGAGGGAGAUUUAACAACACGUGAUUCAUUGUCUAGAGCAUCAAAAGCAUCAGCAUUCAGUCUGGACCUUCCAAAGUUCACAGAAUUUGAAAGAGCAGAUCCAACUGACGUGGAGCUGGAGAUUAUGAAGAGGGAGGAGAUCAAACACGUGUACAUGCAACAGUAUUUGAUCAACCGGAUCAAAGAACUGAUUGUCACUUUUGAUGCAGAACUCCGUCUCCUGAGACAUCAGAAACUGAAGUUAGAUAUUCAGAUGAAAUUAUCCGACCUGCACCAUGUCACAUUAUUUCAAGAAAUGCUUCUCCUGAAGAACUUUGAAAAACAGGAGAACAUACUUCAAGAGCGUGUUAAUUCAUUAGACAAAGAGGAACAGGACAUGCAAUGGAAAAUAAAUGAAACUCUUAAAGAGAUGGAAGAGAAAAAGAAUGAAGUAGCCAAGCUACAGGACCAAGAAAAAGCCCUCUAUGCUGGUUUCCAAACAGCGCUUGGAGAAAACAAUAAAUUUGCUAAUUUCCUUAUGAAGGUACUAAAGAAGAGGAUUAAGCGGGUGAAGAAAAAAGAGGUCGAAGGAGAUGUCGAUGAAGAGGAGGAAAGUGAAGAAUCAAGUGAAGAAGAAUCCAGCUUGGAGAGUGAUGAGGAUGAGUCUGGAUCUGAAGAUGAGGUUUUUGAUGAUUCUAUCUGCCCAACAAAUUGUGAUAUGGGUCUCUUUGAACUGGCCCUUCAACUUCGGGAGAAAAGGCUGGACAUUGAAGAGGCUUUAGUUGAAGAAAAAAAAAUGAUUGAUAACCUCAAAAAGGAACAUGAUACAUUGUCAAAAAAAGUAAAAACUGUGGCAACUAAUCUGAAUGCAGCAGAGGAGGCCCUGGAGGCUUAUCAACGUGAGAAGCAGCAGCGGCUGAAUGAACUGCUGGUUGUGAUCCCGUUGAAGCUCCACCAGAUAGAGUAUGUGCUAUUUGGAGAACUACCGAGUGAUCUUUCUGGAACUUUAGUCUUUUCCAACCACUCCUUGGGACGAUUGCAAGAACGAAUUGUCCAGCUCCAUGAGGAAAAUUCCAAGCAGCAAAAACUUAACAAAGAAUGCCGGGAGAGGCGUAAGCAGCUCAUCCGAGAAAAGAGAGAGAUGGCCAAAACAAUACAGAAAAUGGAAGAAACAGUGAGUCAACUAAUGAUUAGCAAGUUUGGCCGCGUGAUCAAUCUAGAAGCCCUUCAGACACUUUCUGUGAAUACAACGCUUGAAGAACUAAAGAUCAAAAAGCUUCGAAAGGAGCUAUCGAACAUAAAGGAAAUGAAAAUGUGGGAGGAAAAGAUUGCUCAAGUUCGAUGGGAAUUGAUGAUGAAGACAAAAGAGCACACCAAAAAACUUCAUCAGAUGAAUGAUUUGUGUAUUGAAAAGAAGCAGCUUGAUUCGAGACUGAAUACUCUACAGAACCAGCAGGGCAAUGCCUUCCAGGGCCCUCGGAAAGCAGAUACUGAGGCAAGAGAAAGGGUCACUGAACUGAUCCAAGUCCAAGCCGAAAGGAUUCAGGCCUUAAAGGAAGAGAUUGCUCUUUUGCGUAAGAAAGGUGGUCUCCUCCUGCCCCCGAUUCAUCGCCCACAAGAGAAUGAAUGA